UGUUGCCAGCAGAUGGCAGCAAAUAGUGACACAUGUGACAUUACACAAGGUAUUUACCGAACACACAACUCCAGUUCCGUAAGUGCCCGUGACUCGUCAGUUCUUCCAAUUUAUUCGAACCGAGGAGCUUCCACUGUAAUUCAGAGGAAGAUUACAUCAUUUCAAUCAUGAAGUCAGUUGUCAGCAUUUCUUCCUCAGUUAGGGCUGUGUGUCAGUAUUCUCCCAACUAUUUCAUGACUAGUAGUCGGGGAUUAAUACGUCACUCAAAUUCAUCUGGAAGAAUAUUGAAAUCGGACGUUUCUUGUAAAACCAGAAUGGCACAACCAUGUGUAAAAAGUACUUUAGGCUGCUUCCAUAACACACGUGAGAUGGGGGCGGUGGCGCAACAGUUAAGUAACCUCCCAUUUGCAGAAGAGAAAGACUACGAAUUAAGGGUUCACCUGGAGAAAGACCUUUUGCCCAAAACAGCUGGACAGCCUUCCAUUGACACCCAAUUAGGAACCAGUGCUUCACCAACAAAACUAGGGCACUUAAAAGUGGUGCCACUUUCUGUCAAAUCCCUUUUUGAGGUUGAGGUUUUACCUGAGUUGUUAACACGUUUGAAAGAAGCUCCCAGCAAUGAGAAAACUGAGGGUCUGGCAACUUUACUGGGAGUAUGUGUUGAGUUUGGUGUGGACUAUCAAAGUUCAAUUGUCUCCAGAUUGAAAGAGGAGUGGAGGACACACCUCUCCAAAACAGACAUUGGGGUCAUUCACCUGUGCCAUCUUGGAGAAGUAGCCUAUAAUCUGGAGGGGAAGAGGUCAGAGAUUGUCGAGCAGGUUCUCGACUACGUGAGCAUCAGCAUUGAUGAGGCUGAGGCUCUCACCCAAAAGGAAACCGCUCGUGUGUACUCCUUCCUUGCACUACUCGAGGACCCACACCGUUGCCAAGAUCUCAUGUCAAGACUGCACAGACACACAGAGAAAUUGAUACACAGACUACAAGCCAUCAACAUCAGUGACAUCUUCCACUCCCUGGUGGCAUUACAACAGAGGCAGGCCAUUGCACUGAUUGUGAAGCUGAGCAGACGGGCCUCUAGGGUAUUCAGAUUGUUCCGAGAUGAAGAGCUCAUCAAAGUUCUAGGUGCCUUAAUGCAUUUCGGUCAGCAUGAUAAAGACUUCAUAACAGCCAUGGAAAAGCACCUGCCAGGCAAAAUAGUAGACGCAGACCCCGAACUCACAAGCGUGGUGAUGGAGUUUUGCCUUCAGAUGAGGUGUCGCUCAGAGCCCAUAUUCGAAGCUGUGGCUGAGAGCUUUAUUUGCAACUCAGAGAAGUAUACCACCACCCAGAUAGCCCGGCAGAUCAUUGCCAUGGGGAGACUGAACUACCUGCCCCAGUGCUCCAGUCAGAUGUUUAAAAAGCUGGAGAGUGUCCUGUCCUCUCGCUUCUCCCAGUUCCAGCCCAGGGCUCUGAUUGAGGUGCUCCACUCCUGUAUUCACCUGGAGAGAUUUCCACUCAACUUUGUGUCCAAAGUCUUCAGCCCCUACUUCCUACAGAGGUUGCAAGCACAAGGGGAGCCCCUGGACAAGCAUGCCUUAGGCCAGCUAACCCAACUCAACCUCUCUAUCUCACUAGAGUGCACCUACUACCGGGGCCCGAGAUUACCUUACCAUCUCCAUGUGAAGAAGUUUUCCUCCGUGGACCACUCCUUUGAGAGCCCUGUAGAGAGCUACCUGUACAACCAGGUGAAGGGCCCUCUUAACAAGCUGCUAGAGGGAAAGACCUACUACUCUACCAGGGUCUUCACACAGCCUGGAUACACCAUAGACGUGGAGAUCUGUCUGGAUGAGGAGGGGUUUGUCCUGCCUCUCUCACAGUGGGACAACACUCAUAGGAGGAUUGCCUUGUGCCUGGAUGCUCAGGACCGCUUCUGCAGCAACACCCAUCACCUUCUGGGAAAGGAGGCCACAAAGAGACGCCACCUCUGCAGAAUGGGCUACGAAGUGGUUCAGAUCCCUUACUUUGAAUUUGAGAAAUUGAGAACACAAGAGCAACGGGUACAAUACCUUCAUAAGAAGAUAUUCCCCACAUUCUUCAGGUUUUACCGGUGACUUCUCAGAUAGGAUAGGAGGACGUUGUGUGACAUCACAUCCAAGCUCUGUGACCUCUGACCUGACAUGGCCUUCAACAAGAUGAACUAGGAUGUUUCUUAAACUGUCUACUAAUCAUCACAGAAAACAUUGGAUUGGAUUAGGCAUGAACCUUCCAUUUAUAAAGUCUUCAUAAUACUAUUGUUAUGACAGUGUUGGGCUUAUGACAGAGUGGUCUAGAAAAGUGUUAAGUCAUUGCACAUAAUGUAUAUAUGUGAUGGCAUUUUUCACAAAAUAUGGCUAUGGUAGGUAAUAGGUAAACUAUAAACUGCAUGCUUCCAUAUAGGAGCUUUCUGUAGUUUGUUAGUUAUACACUGACUCUAUAUUCAUAAAUAAAUCAGGUUUGUGUUUCCAUGUAAGCUUGAAGGUAUAUUUUGUACAAUGUACUGUAUAUUCAUUUACAUUUUAGUCAUUUAGCAGACGCUCUUAUCCAGAGCGACUUACAGUAGUGAAUGCAUACAUUUCAUUUUCAUUUCAUACAAUUUUUUUUUUCUUCUUUUUGUACUUGGCCCCCCGUGGGAAUCGAACCCACAACCCUGGCGUUGCAAACACCAUGCUCUACCAACUGAGCUACGGGGAAGGCUAUUCCAAUACAGAUGAUUCUAUAUUGCAAAAUAAAAUGUGUAAAACCAGUUUUCAAACUACUAUGGGGGAAACUCAAAGUUCCAUCGCUGUUAUGUGUUUUUGUAAACAAUAAACAUGAUUUGUAUAAAG
Messenger RNA from Salmo salar (Atlantic salmon), 2843 nucleotides. RefSeq names its product FAST kinase domain-containing protein 3, mitochondrial. Gene Ontology annotation, molecular function: RNA binding. Lineage: Eukaryota; Metazoa; Chordata; Actinopteri; Salmoniformes; Salmonidae. Gene Ontology annotation, biological process: mitochondrial RNA processing; regulation of mitochondrial mRNA stability. The record is from RefSeq and is a predicted model, not a curated record. Gene Ontology annotation, cellular component: ribonucleoprotein granule; mitochondrial matrix.